UAUUCCAAUGCUAUAAUGAGUUUCGUUCUCCGUCCGUCAAAAUACACUAUAUUCAGCAACAUCCUGUUACGUGUUCAGAGACGUGGAGUUGCAACUUCACCCAUCGCCAUGGCACCCGGCAUUAGCGACACAAUCAAAAAAGAUCACCGGGAAAUUGAAUCCUAUUUCAACAAGAUCGUUACCUCCACAGACAAGGAUGAACAGACACGCUUCCAGAAUCUGUUCACCUGGGAACUAGCUCGACACUCUAUUGGAGAAGAGCUCGUUGUUUAUCCUCUUUUCGAGAAGCUUCUCCCCGGUGGCAUCGAAAUGGCAAACAAGGACCGUAAUGAGCAUUUGACAGUUAAAAAGCAACUAAAGGCGUUCCAGAAUAUGGGAGCUUCGGACACGCAGUUUAUUCCUACUAUUAAGGAGCUUAUGGAUAAUCUUUCCGAGCACAUCAAAGAGGAGGAGAGAAACGAUUUGCCUAAGCUAGAAGAGGCCUUAUCGCAAGAGGAUAGUGAGGGCUAUGCUAAGAGCUUUGGCCGAACGAAGAUGUUCGUCCCUUCGCGUUCUCACCCUAGUGCACCAGACAAGCCACCGUACGAGACAGCUGUGGGGCUUCUAACGGCGCCAAUUGAUCAUCUCGCCGACCUGUUCCGUAAGUGGCCUGAUACCGCCGGGAUGCCCAAUCCAUCUACGAAGUAAAUUUACGCUAGUAUGAGCCUUACCAGCUGUAUGUAUUUUACUGGAAUCAAGCUUCGGAAUUUGUUUACUAGUAAUAAUAUUUGGUUUUUAUUGUCGUAUACUUCAUACGUGAACC
Penicillium canescens is the source of this 802-nucleotide messenger RNA. RefSeq lists its product as uncharacterized. Bases 16 to 687 code for a protein of 223 amino acids. Lineage: Eukaryota; Fungi; Ascomycota; Eurotiomycetes; Eurotiales; Aspergillaceae. The record is from RefSeq and is a predicted model, not a curated record. The transcript is spliced from 2 exons.